GUUUGUGUCGCAAGUUGCCGUCUCAAUGGCUCUGUGCCUGUUCUGAGCAAGAUAGCGACAACAUUGUUCCCGUUCUGGCCCUCUUUUUUUUCAAGAGUCCACUUCGACGAGCUCCUCCAUUGGCCCUGGUGAAGAACCACUGACGCUGAGAUAAUGCGCGUCUCUGGCUUCGCUGGCGUGAUCCUCCUGGUUAGCGUCACGCACGCACUGACGCCUCCCGUAGUUCGAACAAGAAGCGGUGACGUCAAGGGACUUCGGCUCAACGUGUACGGUGAAAAAGUGAACGCGUUCCUCGGAAUCCCUUAUGCGUCUCCACCGCUGGGUGACCUGCGCUUUCGAAAGCCGUCGCCGAAGGUCUCCUGGUCUGCUCCGCGAUGGACUAAGACCUUCGGUAAGCGCUGCAUGCAAGAGAUCAUUCUGGAUGCAGCUCCUGAGCACUACGCCGAAGGGCCGAGCAUGAGCGAAGACUGCCUCUACCUCAAUGUGUGGUCACCCGUGAGCGACAACAGCACCAAGUCCGUCAUGGUUUGGAUCCACGGCGGCAACUUCAAGGCUGGCUCUUCGGAUAACCCCGCAUUUGACGGUUCCGUGCUCGCCGCGACACAGAACGUGGUCGUCGUGUCGUUCAACUACAGGCUCGGCUUCUUCGGCUUCCUCAACGCGGUCCACAGCAACGCGUCCGGCAACGCGGGCUUGUUCGAUCAAGUGCUCGCACUGUCCUGGGUUAAGACCAACGUCGCUGCAUUCAAUGGAAACGCCUCGCAAGUGACUCUUUUCGGUGAAGGCUCCGGGAUAGCAGCCAUUCGACUUCUGAUGAUAUCUCCCUGGGCCCGAGGACUCUUCCACCGAGUCAUCAUGCAAGGGGGCGCUGCACAUGCCGCCAAAGCGGCUGAGAGCACGGGCAGGAGUCUGUUGAAGGCCGACGCUCUGGCAGUCGAGGUGGGUUGUUCUAAGGCGGGCCACUCGAUUGUCUCACACCCGGACGACGUCAUCGAAUGUCUCAAGAGCCGUCCGGCGCACGAGGUCCUGCUCGCGCAGAUCGAAUUGCGACACCACGGAAUCGAGGCCCUUCCCACGCACGGAACCGAGUUCCUGCCGCAUAACCCAGAUCUCAUUCAUGACCUGAGGGGAUUCGCGAGUGCCCAGGCCCUCAUGGGGCACAACCGUGCGGAAGGCAGAAGGCUGGUGUCGCAGGUCUUCGAAGGCCGCUUCGAGGCGCUCAAGCAACAGAACAACAUGACCAAGGGAGACGCACAGGUGGCACUACACGUCCUGCUCAGCGCGCGAGGAUACCGGCGACCCGUCGCUACCGAAGUAGCCGACCUCUAUCUUAGUCGAGCGGCCAGCGUUUGUGAUCACCCGAGGACUCUGGCGGAACUGGUGGAAGGCGGCGCCACAGACGUGGCCGCCGGCUGCCCCGCGCUCGCGUUCGCCCGCAAACUGUCCAACGCCGGUCUGACCGUGCACUACUACGUGCUCGACUACGUCGACGAAGAAGUGGACAGCUACUUCCGCACCGACUCCGACCACGCACCCGAGACGGCGCUCGUGUUCGGACUGCCUAUGAGGUUUCCCGGCAAGUUCGAAGAGUCAGACCGGACCUUUAGCCUGAACAUCAUGAACGCCUGGGCCACGUUUGCAAAGCGAGGAAUGCCUCCCACAUUCGAAGGCAUCUUGUGGCCUCGCUUUAGUGAAGCUCGACCAAUGUACUUGGACAUCAACGAGACCUCGGCGCAUUUAAGUGAAGCGGACACUUCGCCUUGUGGCCUCCUAAAGAAAUAGAAUGGUGCAGAACUGAUCAGUCGACCAGCACACAGAUACGAGUCAUUUUGAACAUGACAGGGACUGUCGGGUAUGUCGGGCUGUCAAGCUAGGUUUAACGAACCAGAA
Molecule: messenger RNA, 1890 nt
Organism: Rhipicephalus sanguineus (brown dog tick)
Lineage: Eukaryota; Metazoa; Arthropoda; Arachnida; Ixodida; Ixodidae
Product: cholinesterase-like
Biological process (GO): choline metabolic process; acetylcholine catabolic process
Cellular component (GO): plasma membrane
Molecular function (GO): acetylcholinesterase activity
Source: RefSeq, a predicted model, not a curated record